This is a messenger RNA of Cyprinus carpio (common carp), 4156 nucleotides long. RefSeq names its product leucine zipper putative tumor suppressor 1-like. The record is from RefSeq and is a predicted model, not a curated record. Gene Ontology annotation, cellular component: dendritic spine. Gene Ontology annotation, biological process: regulation of synaptic plasticity; regulation of dendrite morphogenesis. The transcript has 6 exons. The coding region runs from base 697 to 2736 and encodes 679 amino acids. NCBI's taxonomy places the organism in Eukaryota, Metazoa, Chordata, Actinopteri, Cypriniformes, Cyprinidae.
GACGCCAACUGGGAGAAGUAUGUGUUUGUACAGAAAACAGUAAAAGAUAACAGAUAAAAAAAAAAAAAAAAUGAGUGAGAGUCACAAAAGCUACUCAAACUUGUGCUUAUGUUUGCGUAUUAUGAUUGUGUUAUAGGGUUAGUGUUGAGGUGUAAGAAAGAGCGGGAGGGAAAGUGAGUGUGACAGAGGGGGGCAAGCAGCUCAUUGUAAGCAGCAGUGAGUUAAUCUCUUUAGCGGCACACGUCUUAUGUAAAGAGGUGUAAUGGUCUCUGCCCCCUCCUUGCCCCAAGGGACCCCAGGGGACACUGGGAUCCCGUAUCCCAGCAACAUUUGCAUGACGGUUAUUCCAAAAAAAGAUAUGAAGGGGGAGGAAAAAACUGGUGAAUGGUGAUAAGAUCCGCCCCCUUUGCAUGGUAGACUCUUGUCUACAGGCAGACUAUAGAGUAUCCAGUGGUUCACUCAAGGACAAACACAUUCUGACUCACCACAGAGAGCAUGCGAAGGAGAUUUGAUUCAGAUUUCACAAACACUGGGUCUGUGGAUUUAUUUGUUUGGAGAGUUUCCCAAAUGGGAAUAAGAAGGAUCUCCACACAAGGCUAUGAGUCCAUCAGACCUUCCUCCAUCAUUAAAAAUCUGUAAUUACACACCUGCCACCACCAAGACCACCACCUGCUUUCUCCAGAUGUCCCAGGAAACAUGGGUAGUGUCAGCAGUUUGAUAUCAGGCCAUAGCCUCCACAGCAAACACUGCAAAUCCUCUGAAAACAAGGUCAAAAAGGGGCUUCAGUCUAAGAAAACAGGCCGUAGCUUGGAUGGCCUUCUGAAGUAUGGCUUCUCUCAGGACCAUUGCAGCACCAACAACAACUCAAAAGUCAGCUAUCAUUCAGGCAAAAAUGACGACUUCUUUUACAUCAAGAGUAUAGAGAAUGCUUUAAUUCGACCCACCGCCUUCAAACCAGUUCCUCCUCGAAGCAGCAGUUCCUCGGUGGAGACUCAUAACAACUUAAGCACUAUCCUGGGCAAGAGAAUUAGUCCUAUAGACAGACUAAAAGAUCUUCAGGACCCCAAGCUGGAGACAAAUUCUGGUACCUUCUCUGACUCUGGAAGGAACUCUAUGUCCAGCCUACCCACUCACAGCACCAGUGGCAGCAGCCAGAUGGACAACCUAAGCACUUCAAUUAACCACAUGCCACGCCAUGGAGGCCUUGCCCAAAACAUGGACACAUCUCAGAACCCACAGGGGGUUGUAGCAAGGAUGAAUGGAAACUCUGGAUCCAGUUGGAUGUGUAGUGUUACUAACGGUGGAAAUAGUUGGGCCAAUGGAUUUGGUGAAACAAACAGAAACAGUGAAUCGACAAAUGGCAAUACAAGAUCCAUUGGUGUCCUAAGCGAAAGUGUACCGGCAGCAAUAAGUAUGAACAGAGAAAUAACUGCUGCAGCACUGACUGUUUCAUCCACCGAGCCAAAGAUGGAUUUCUCUGGAAACCAAGAACUGCUUCUGGAACAUAAAUGUACAAUUUCAGAGCAAAGCCCAACAAAACCAUCAUCUUCUGGGGGCUGUGUCCGAUCACCAAUUUCAAUGGAUGAAUCACUGAUACAGCAGCUGGAGCAGAAACUUCUAGAACGUGAAACCGAGCUGGAGGAGUUACAAACGAGCCUUGAUGAGAAGGAGUCAGAUACAUGUCAUCUAUUUGAGGAAAAGCAACGGUACUGUGCUGAGGAGAUGCAGGGGUUGAAACAACGAUGUUCUACAAAACUCCGUCAAGUGUCUCAGAGGGCUUUGAGAGCCCAACAGUUAUUACAGCUUCAGGUGAUACAACUUCAACAGGACAAGGAACGUCUGCAGGAGGAGGUGGACCAGCUUAAUCGUGACCGUGACACUGCAGAAAGCCGUUUCCGAAUCUAUGAGAGUCGGAAAAACCUAGUACCCACUCUAGAAGAGACUCAGUGGGAGGUGUGCCAGAAGUCAGGUGAGAUUUCUCUGCUAAAGCAGCAACUUAGGGACUCUCAGGCCGAUGUUGGAAACAAACUCAGUGAGAUUGUCAGUCUCAAAGCCUCUCUGAAGGAGUCCAGAUGCAAGCUGGCAGAAAUGGAAAAGAAGAUCAAGGAGUACGAGGAAGCACUUCACCAGCGGAGUGCUGAGGUUGAGGUAUCUAAAAAUGAGUUUCAAAGAAAGAAGAAUGAAGCUGAUCUCCUCAGGGAGAAGGUGAACCUGCUGGAAACGGACAUCAAGGGCAUGAAGCAGGACUUAGCAAUGGCCAAAGAGGAGCAACAGCAGUUAAUGACCAUGAGAGCCAAAGUUGAGGAGCAACAGCUGCAACUGCAGAUAAGCCAAGCCCGGAUGGAGGCCUUUGGGACAGGUCAAGCCAAAUCGAAAGCCCAGGAUGGAACAAGUGCCAGUAAAACACUGAAUCAUAAUGGAGGGACUGCAGACUUGAGUGCCCUACAGAAGGAGGUAGAGAGGCUGAGAGGGGAACUGAAGGAAGAGAAGCAAAAGAAACAUAAGAUGAUGAAUAGCUUCCAGCAGGAGAGACAAACGUGGAAUAAAGAGAAAGACAAAGUAAUCAGAUACCAAAAGCAGUUGCAGUACAAUUACCUACAGAUGUACAAAAAGAACAAGGACCUGGAGAAGAUUCUGAGGGAGCUAACGGCCGAGAUGGACAGUCGGACAGAGAUGGAUAUGGACAGCCAUAGCUCUGACCUGAACUUUGAAAAAAUUGUAGCCACAGAGAUAUGAGGUUAGAGGAUAGAGGUUUACACAAUUAACCGAAUGGUCUUAAAAGGGUGAAUGUACUAGUGGGCGGAACUCACAAAGCAAAAUUUAAAGGGAAGAAACAUGAUGUCACAGGAGAUUUUAAGAUGUCAGGAAAGUAUAGCAAAACUCAAGCGUAUAGCAUCACUUGCAACCCUCUACAUUGCGAGUAAAUCACUCGCAUAUGUGACUAAAUCUUCACUCUGAGUGACUAAAUGAUGUCUAAUAUUAGCCACUGGCUAAUAUUACCGUCACUUUGUCUCACACACACACAAAGAGAGCGAGAGAGUCUUGCAUACCAUGCAGAAUUGAUGCGCUACAUGUAAACGAUACACUUUGCUGUAUUUUCCAGUCAAAAUAACAGUUUCUUUGGAUUUUUUCAGCUUUUAAGAACUGCCAGGUUUUCCGGUAGUAUGCGGAACUAAUGCGCAAACGGCAAUCUCAUUGGCUGGUGCUCACCUAUUUGAUUUGAUUUCAGCGAAUCAGUUCAAGCGAACACACACAACCUGAUUAAUAUUCAUGAAUCCAGCAGCUCUUUAAACUUUAUACUGUUCUUAUUAGUAGAAUUCUAAGUGGUAUUAUUAUUAAUUAUUAUUAUUAUUAACACAGGCACAUGCAUAUAUGGUAUAUCAGUCUGGCAAAUAAACUAAAAAAAUUUACUAGCCAAUGGCGAUUCAAUUACCAAGGUGUCCAUAGAGGGUUGACUUGUACAUACAGUACCACCAAAAUCUUUUCUCCUUUUAGAUCUACCACUUAACUUAAAAACUUGGGAUGUCAUCUAUGUGCAUUUCUGAAUAAGUUCCUAUUAAAGGUACAGUAAGCAAUUUUGUUUAUUAGAAUUACACUCUCACUUGAGAUAUCUCGCUGAAGUAACCAUCACAUCUGUCUCUGUGGGCAGCUGUGAAUUCCGUAAACUCCAAAUAACUGACCACAGUCAGAUUCUUUGUUUAGCCAUUUAAGCAUUUUCUGCCUGUCAGUCAUUUUGUGCAUUCAUAGGGCAGCCAGUGAAUAGGAAGCAGGUGUCUUGGAGUGUGGCAGUUGAGACUUGAAUAAUUGAACUUAAAUAAUUCCAAUUAAGAACCAUAUUAAGUUUCAUAAGCAGUUGACAGUUGUUGGUUCGUCAUGCAAGGAUACCAUUUUGUUAGCAUUCAGCUUGGCAACAAUGAGAUACGCUACUGUUUUCCUGCUAAUCUCUGAUAACAAUUGUAAGGGUUAUGGAAAGUGUGUGCAAGUCUUAUUUAGAGAUUAUUUUUGCAGAAGUUUCAGAAUGGCUAACAUUGCUUACAGCACCUUUAAUCUGUGAACAUCCAACCAAAUGUGACCCUGGAGCACAAAACUAGUCUUAAGUCACUUGGGUAUUUAAGCAAUAUCAAAAAAAAAAAAAAUAAUAAUAAUUUAAAAACCU